GGACAGAUAUCUUCACUUUGUAUCCAAAUAAAGGAAACUAAGUCUUAGAGAAAUUAAAUGAUUUACCCAAGGUCCCAUUCCAUAACUGACCCGAAACAUGGCUAAGCUUUGGGUUUUUUUUUUCCUUCCUGUUCCCUGUAUCUUACAAGUCUGUUAUUUUUUAUUCUGUUGCUGUACAUGGACUUAAGUUAUUGAUAGAUAUUGAGCUUUGUGUUUUGGUGGCUGCAUAUCUUCUAAUUUAUCUUUCUCUUUUUGCAGAUAGAAACCUCUUGGACAACUGAGGCGGAAGGUGGAUUUUUUUUCUUUUUUUUUUUUUUUUUGAAAAAUCAAAAGCAUGUACCCGUGUCUGUAGAGAUGAUUUGUAGUUCAGCUAGGCUGGAGCUGACCGAAUGAGACUAUGGGCUGUGCCUCCGCCAAGCAUGUUGCCACUGUUCAGAAUGAAGAGGAAGCCCAGAAGGGGAAAAACUACCAGAACGGAGAUGUAUUUGCCGAUGAGUAUAGGAUCAAACCUGUGGAAGAGGUCAAAUACAUGAAAAAUGGGGGAGAAGAUGAACAGAAAAUAGCAGCCAGGAACCAAGAAAACUUGGAAAAAAGUGCCAGUUCAAACGUAAGACUUAAGCCUAAUAAAGAAGUUCCAGGAUUGGUACAUCAACCUAGAGCAAACAUGCACAUCUCUGAAAGCCAACAAGAAUUCUUCAGAAUGCUGGAUGAAAAAAUUGAAAAGGGUCGUGAUUACUGUUCAGAAGAAGAAGAUAUCACAUAGUGCCAAUUCUACCAGUCAAAACAGGAAUUACUACUGUGUAAAUAGAUUACAACCCAUUUGAGAUCUUUGGGAAGGUCGUCUACAACACACACACACAAAAACAGCACUACAUAAUAAAAGAAGAUCGUCUCCAUAUUGUAUGCCCCAUUCACUUACAAUGUUUCUUAAUGAACUUGCAAAGGAAUAUUGCUAAGAACUGUCCUAGAACUUUGUUGCUGCUAGUUAAAACUUGUUGCAAAUUUUCACUCCUCUUGUGUCCAGGUAUGCAGCAAAAUUCUUAAAAUUCCACCUUACAGACACAGUUGUUCUUACAAAUGCUGCCCAGCUGAUUUUUUUAUCAGAUGAAAUAGUGACGAACUCAGAUACCAAACUUCCAUUUCUAGAACGUUCCAACACUUUUUCCCCUCCCCUCCCCUCUUUAAGCUGUUUGUCAGUCCAGAGAUGGACCAGAAUAUUGCUUCUUACUGGCGAUUUUGAGCUUGGGAGAUGGGGAUGGUUGCUAUGGCAAGCCUUGUUUCUCCGCUGAGAAGAAAUAGAGAAGCUACUAUCUAUUAAAAGCAUGUUGUCCCAUGAAUACUGGAAGUGAUGCGGGAGCAGCAGUUUGCCUCACUUACUAGGUAUCUAAUCAAGGACUAAGCUUGCAGUUUUGGCUUUGCUCAGACGCAAAUGGAAGUGUGAUCACAAUCAUUUCGAAUCCCUUUUUUUUUUCUAAGGAAAUAAAUAUUUUACUGUUUUUA
This is a messenger RNA of Gracilinanus agilis (Agile Gracile Mouse Opossum), 1500 nucleotides long. It is a transcript of the gene C4H1orf21, whose product is annotated as chromosome 4 C1orf21 homolog. The record is from RefSeq and is a predicted model, not a curated record. Lineage: Eukaryota; Metazoa; Chordata; Mammalia; Didelphimorphia; Didelphidae. The transcript has 5 exons. The coding region runs from base 398 to 763 and encodes 121 amino acids.